Messenger RNA from Exophiala xenobiotica, 1605 nucleotides. RefSeq lists its product as uncharacterized. Gene Ontology annotation, molecular function: heme binding; monooxygenase activity; iron ion binding. The transcript is spliced from 6 exons. Bases 1 to 1605 code for a protein of 534 amino acids. NCBI's taxonomy places the organism in Eukaryota, Fungi, Ascomycota, Eurotiomycetes, Chaetothyriales, Herpotrichiellaceae. The record is from RefSeq and is a predicted model, not a curated record.
AUGCCAAUAUCAAUCAGCGCCGUGGCCUCCCACAGCUAUAUCUUUUUAGGAGCGACCGCUUUUGUAGCAUUUGCCGCCUUGGUAGCAUGGAAUAUCAUAUCCAUUCGAGGCCCGCCCACACCAAAGGGACUCCGGCGCCCUCCAUCACCGCCUGGUGCUCGAUUCUUUAGUGGCCAUGCCCAUCUUUGGUCGGGCCGGGUGACGAACAAUCCCAGUCAAAGUCAACUUGUCAAGUGGGCACGAGAAUAUGGCGAGAUUUACGAAUUCCGGCUCGGUGUCGAGCGUUGGGUAAUUGUCAGUUCACCGGAAGCGGUCAAGGAAAUCUUCGACAAGAAUGGCGCCCUCACAGGAAGUCGACCUGCAUUCCGAGUCAUGAACAUUCUUUCUGGUGGAUACCGGAUGUUAUUCAUGCCAUACGGCAAGAAAUGGCGCUCCCUCCGAGCCAUUGCCCACCGCUGCCUAAGCAUCAAAUCCGCCGAAGCCAUAAAACCAUCAUCAAGCCUCGAGUCCCACCGAUAUCUACUUGACAUCCUACGGGACCCAGACAACUUUCUGGACCACGUCAAGCGAUAUACGUCAAGCGUGAUUAUGUACUCGAUCUACGGCCGGCGUGUGCUUGAUCUUGACGAAGCAGUGUUGAAGGCAAUCUACGAGGAGACUAGUCAUUUCUCGGAAGCCAUGGCACAAGUACAUACAGUCGACCAGUAUCCCAUUCUUGAACGAUUACCAAAGUCCCUGCAAUGGUGGCGUCCAAAGUGGGAAGCCUACCAUCAGAAGGAGGUGGAACUCUGGAUGGGUCUAUGGAAUGAUCUCAAAAAGCGACUCAAUGCCGGCGUUCGCACGGGGUGUUUUGCCGAGAAAUUCCAAGAAGAGGAUUAUCUUGCGAUGGGCAUCUCCGAGACUCAGGCCGCUUAUGCGGCUGGUAGCAUGAUCGAAGCAGGGAGCGACACGACGCAGCUGACCAUGAACAGCAUGAUUCUGGCAAUGGUGGCCUUUCCCGAGGUUGUAUCCAAGGCGCAGAAAGAGCUCGAUGCUGUGGUGGGUGACCGCAUGCCUGAGUUCACGGAUAUGCCGAAUCUGCCAUAUAUUCGGGCCAUGGUGAAAGAAGUUCUGCGAUGGAGAAGCGUUAGUAAUGACCAUGAACGCCAUGUCAGCUCGGGCGAUGUCGUCUACAAGGACUACUUCAUCCCUGCAGGGUCGUCGGUCGUCAUAAACCAAUGGGCGAUGCAUUUCGAUCCAGACUUAUUUCCAGAACCCGAACGGUUCAAUCCUGAUCGCUAUUUGGGGACUCCCGUGAAUGACCUUACGGCCGGCGAAUGUAUACAUACAAAUGAUGUCAAUCUCCGCGAUCAUUGGUCUUUCGGCGCAGGUCGACGUGUGUGCGCCGGGUAUAAUUUGGCGGAAAAUUCGCUUCUCAUCCUGACAGCGAGAUUGCUUUGGGCGUUUGAUGUGCGUCCGACCAUCGACCAGCAGACCGGUCAAGGGACGAAGUACGAUGUCUGGAACUAUUACCCGACGAGGUUGUUCGGACCAAAGCCGUUUCCAGUCGACUUUCGAGUAAGAAGCGAAGAGAAAAGGCAGGCAAUCCUCAAGGCUGAAAUUUAG